Oncorhynchus tshawytscha (Chinook salmon) is the source of this 4822-nucleotide messenger RNA. RefSeq names its product oxidative stress-induced growth inhibitor 2-like. Lineage: Eukaryota; Metazoa; Chordata; Actinopteri; Salmoniformes; Salmonidae. The transcript is spliced from 5 exons. The coding region runs from base 887 to 2557 and encodes 556 amino acids. The record is from RefSeq and is a predicted model, not a curated record.
GACCUGUGGCAGGUGGUGAGAAGCAGGGGAACCGGGAGGAGGUGUGUGCAUGAGGCAGGGUUAGAGGGGAGAUGUUUGGGUGGGUGUGUAUGGGGAUGGCGGUAGGGAGGCGCGCCCCUCUUGUCUAGUCUGUCAGUGUGCCAGGUCUACAUUCCCACUGCACCGGCCGGUGAAAAGGGCUGUAAAUAUAUAAACCGGCCUGGCAGGAUUAGAGCCUGCUGGGAGUGAUCAGGGGGGAUUUCCACCCCGCCGGGCACACAAUGGCACCGCCACAUAACAUAAACACGCAUACACACACACACACAAUGGCACCGUGGCACAACAGACCUGAGCCUCCAUAGAUUUGAUGCAUACUGUCUUUUGUUUGGGAAGAGGUGGUUCGUCUAGCCACGGGCUGUGUGUACGAUGCAGGGGGCACGGCGUGGUGGCAGGGGAGGGGUGGUGUGGUCCUGAUUGGAUGUGUGUGUGUGCUGGAGAGUCAGCUGAGCGCCGAUAGAGACCAAGGGAUGGGAUCUCCGCUCACAUAAAACAACAACCGUCAACGGCCGAUCCAGUCCAGUUUGAACCUGUCACAGCAGACUGAGAAGCAGACUGAGAAGUGACAACUGCAGUAAUUUCACAGACCACAACCCUCUCUCUCAGCUAAAAGGCACUAACACACUCUAACGGACGACAGCUCUACUGUUGGCCAAGCAGACAUUCUCUCUGUAUGAAUUGGCAGUCCCACACUCUACUGUACCUGACUCACUUAACCUGAGAGAAUGAAAGACUGUCUGCAACCACCAACCAUCAUUUACGAGUAUCCAUCCAUCCUGUCACCGUGGUGACCCCCUUUCUCUCUCUCUUUCUCUUUCUCAGUGUGCCGGCUCUGGCCCUGGCUACAGCCAUGCCUCUUCUGGAAGAGACCACUGUGCCUCGAGAGCAUCCCCCCACACUGCCUGUGGUCAUCAUAGGUAACGGGCCAUCAGGUAUCUGCCUGUCCUACCUGCUGAGUGGCUACAAGCCCUACCUGGACCCUUCAGCUGUUCACCCAAACCCUGUUCUGUACAGGAAGUUACAGGAGACCAGACACCUGCCCAUCACUGAACAGGAUCUGGAGUAUCUGAGUGAAGGUCUGGAGGGGCGGUCAGGAAACCCUGUAGCGGUGCUGUUUGACACCCUGCUGCACCCCAAUGCGGAUUUUGGCUACGAGUUUCCCCCUGUGCUACAGUGGAGAAGAGACAAGCAGCAGCACCUCCCUCACCUGGUGCUGGGCAGGGCAACGCCUGGAGGGGCCUGGCACGUGAUGGAGGGCUCCAUGCUGACCAUCAGUCUGGGCAUCUGGAUGGAACUGCCAGGGAUCAACUACCGAGACCUGACUAACAAUGGCAAAUGCAGGGGCGUGACCAACGACCGGGCCACUCCAGAGGAGAUCUCGUCUUACUACCGUAACUAUGUCAAGCUGAUGGGCCUGAAGCAGAACUUUGUUGACAACACCUACGUGACCUCUGUGCAGAAACUUUUCCGUGGACCCGAGGGGGAGGGUCUAGAGAAUGGCCAUGGAGAGUUGGGGGUGGGGGGAAAGGGGGUGUACGAGGGGAGGGAGGGUGAAGGUGUAGACGAAGGGGGAGGUGGGGGCCUGUGGGAGGUGAGGGGGUACCAGCGGGUGCAGGGCGACACCCACGUUCCCUUCUGCCUGUUUUCUGAGAAUGUAGUUCUGGCCACGGGCGCGUCUGAUUCGCCAGCUCAGCUGGGUGUGGAGGGGGAGGAGCUUCCCUUCGUGUUCCACAGCAUCUCUGCCCUGGGAUUGGCUGUGAGCCGGAAGAAGCUUGGGCCAAACUCUGAUCCGGUGCUGAUUGUGGGGGCGGGGUUAAGCGCGGCGGAUGCGGUUUUGUGCGCUUGUAACAACAACAUUUCCGUGCUGCAUGCUUUCCGCAAACACGUAGACGACCCAGGCCUCAUCUUUAAACAGCUACCCAAGACCCUCUACCCAGAAUACCACAAGGUCUACCACAUGAUGCACUCCCAGACCCACGCAACACCAAACAUGGCUGCCACCUCCACCACCAAUGGCCUUCCCAGCAUGGCCGCCUCAGUCUGCUCCAAGAUGUGCUCCAAGCCCCAACCCACCACAACUAACAUGGCCGCCAGUGGUGGUCCCGUUCUGUUCCCUGACUACACCAGCUUCCCAGAGCACUGCGUGGAGUCCUUCCAGCCAGACAUGAAGUGUGUCCUGCAGGGGAGCAACUCCCUCAAGGCCUUUAAGAUCUCCAUGGCCCUGGUGUUGAUCGGCACCCAUCCCAACCUGUUCUUCCUCAAGGGCCAGGGCCAGUACCUGGGACUGGACCCCACCAAACCCAUCUCCUGCAAGCAGAACCCUGUGGAUGUACACCCCUACACCUUCGAGUGCACCAAGGACCCAGGACUGUUCGCCAUGGGCCCGCUGGUGGGAGACAACUUUGUUCGCUUCCUAAAGGGCGGUGCUCUAGGCAUUGCCUCCUGCCUGCUCAAGAGACUGAAGAAGAAAGGCAAGCUGAUCACAGAAGGGGGAGGAGUAGGAGGAGGGGAGUUUAUCUAGGUGAAGUGUGGAUGGAGAGGCACGAGGUGGUGAAUGAGUUGGAAGGGAGAGAAAGAGAGGAGGAAGAGGCAUCUUUAUUUAAGCGAAGGGAGAAAGGAGGGGAAGGAGGUGGAGAAAGGGAGGAGAGGAAGGAGGAAGAGGUUCAUCUUAGUAAAAAUAGCUACUAUAACCAAUGGAGUUCUGAGUUAAAAGGGCAAAGCCAAACAGUACAUUUUUUUAUAUUUUAUUGUUUGCAGUGGACAUGCCUAUUUGAACUCUGAAGCUUUCUUACCACUUCUGAGAGAACUGAAAACAAUGGAAGUGGAGGCAGGCUAGUUACAGUUCAUGACCAGGUUCAGCCCACCAUCCAUUACAGCUCCACUGUUCUGGUUUCUGCUGGGAAGCUGUCACAGGGUUUAAUGUCCUCUAUCCAGAAAUCCAACCUGCAGUGUGACAUGUUUUUUAGAGUCAUAUUUGUGACAUUUUGUAAUGUCUUGAGUUUUAGUUAUUUGCUCACCUUGUCUUUCAUGCAAGUGCAUUUUCUGAUUUCUUAUCUACUUUAAACAAUUGUCCUACUAUUUCUCUGAUGGCCUUCACCACGCAGUGGACUGUGAACCACUACAACUCCCCUUUAAAGCCUCAAGGAAAUGGAACUUUGUAGAGACAGGCCCAUAGCUGCUAUAGUGUUCCUGCCAUCAUCUCAAUUCUGAGUUUCUCAUCAGUGCCAAGCUACAGACCCCAAGCAGUAUCUGGCAGACCAGGAUGUAAUGGGAACGUUAAAGUAACAGAUGAAUAACAGAUGAAUCAAAAACCCCAUCACCAUCCUAAUCAGACGAAGUAGAACUAACUCACUAUGGUUGGAGCGCUCCACUUAACGCUUUUCCUACGCAAACCCUUCCACUUACACACCUGACCUGAAUGUAUUCUGGAUCAGAUAACUCAUUGCUAACUUACUGUACAUGUCAGCCUGAUUUCAAACAAUGGGGCAUAAGAGUUCUCUAUUGAUGUUAGACCAUAACAAAAUGCCAAAUAGUGUUUUUUAGACACACUGAAGUCAUGCAGAUGCGCGUGACUCUUGGCCGCAGUAAGAAAGCCAUCGCCAUCUGCAUCCAUUCAACAUAGCCUAGAUUUACGAUAUUACUCACAACAAAAUAACUUUUUGGGGUCUCAUAUGCUUACCGUGAUGUUUUGAUUCUAUCUGGAACAGUCGCUAAGAUUAUAUCUGGUUGUGAUCUUUGAAAAAUAACUAUUUAACGCUCAUUGACAUAGGAUACAGCAAAAGCUAGCUAAAUAGCUAUUUUACUGGUUGAAGUUGAAGUGUUUUUUAAGUAUAAUGCAGUUGAUUUGGGAUAACACAAACAUUAUAUUAAGAAGGACAUUCAUACGAACUUUAAAAUCCAAUUAUAAUCCAAAAGUAGUGUGAAAUGCACUCAUAAGUAACAUCUAAAUAUAGGCUUUUUUGCUGACACCAAUUUGCAGCAAUGUUAACACAGAAAGGGGUCUAUAAAAUACUACUAGUCGACGACUCCUGAUAAGUGUACAUUGGAUAAAGUCAUAAUGACUAUGUUAAAUGCACAUUUUCUGGUUGCCAUUAUGGAGUAAAUAUUAUGCCUGUGGCUCUGAUUCCAGGUCCGUAUAGUAUUCUCUGUGACAUUUCUCAUACCAUGUCACUUUCACACAGCCAUCAUACGCCUCAUGUGUUUGUUGUGCCAAAUACCUGUUACUGUAUGUAAAGCUGUGAGGACUGAGGGUGGAGUUUCAUUCAUUUAUUGAACCAGUCAGUCGCCUUUAGAAUGUGUGUAUUCAUAUGCAGUUUAUUUCCGCAUGCAGUCAUCCUCAAGACUGAAGCUGCUUGCAGAAAAGAAGAAAAAAAUGAAAAAUUGUGGAAUUGGGAUAAAAUAUAUAUUGUUGACAAGAUCAGCAAACUGAAAAUGUAUGGACAGUUCCUGGUCAAUAUGCUGUAUUCCAAACUAACCAGCCCUUAAGCACUACAUCCAGACCUGAAAAGAUGAAUCAGUGGAUAGGUAUAAUUGUAAGGGGGUGGUAGUCACUCAACCUUGCCCCCAGAUAGGCCAUCAGUUUAUGGCUAAUUACACCUACAUGUCCAAUCUACACAGUAGGUGCCUUGAUGAGAAGGGUUAACUAGGGGUUGAUUAAUAAGAAAAGGAAACAGCAGGUUCCCCAACCCCUGGGGUCUAACCAGGGUUUUCUACAACUGUCUUACAACACAUAACCCACGGUCUUCUCCUGUUCACAACAGACAGACGCUGCUUUGUGCAUGGUAGA